CCUCGCUCUCGCUCUGGUACUCCAGAGCAACAACCAAGUAAAAAACAGAAUACUUUACAGACUACUAAACCUGAAAGAAAGGGUAAAGAAGUUUUAAUAGAUGAAACAACUCUAGUUGUCACUUCUGAACAAGCACUCAUAAACGUUAAUGAUACUAACGAUGCCUCAGAAAUUUUUUGA
Molecule: messenger RNA, 180 nt
Organism: Funneliformis mosseae
Lineage: Eukaryota; Fungi; Glomeromycota; Glomeromycetes; Glomerales; Glomeraceae
Source: the annotation of a GenBank genome assembly